CUUAGCGGCUCUUGCCGUCGAUCUGCGUCCCGUCGUCGUCGCGUGCGCGCUCGCUGAUAUGCCCGCGCGAUAAGCAAUGAUUCGCGGCGGCACGGCGUUGUCGCGGCAGAUCGUGGAGUUCGAGGAGCUUGUCUCGCGAUUCCACGAGCACCGGCUGGCUAGCGGCGGCGAUAAGCAAGCGAUCGGGUCGCAACCGCAGCAGCAGCAACUUAACAAUCUGGCUAUAUUGGAGGGAUUAGCGCGACUGUCAAGGUCGGCCGGCAACACUGACUUCCUCGAUCAGAACAGUCGCCAACAACGGGCGUCGCCGUCGCCAAGUGCUGUCAAUGCUGGCGGAGUCGACUCGCCGCCGGCUCACGCUGCUCGCUACGCCGCCGAACAGCAUCGCCAGCAACAGCAGCAGGCGGUUCGUGUAAACAUUGGUAUCGACGAGGAUCUACAAAUGAUAUUGGAAAUGGAUCCGGCGAUCGUGGACCGGGUGCCGCCGCCGCGGCAACUGCCAGCUCCUCGGGCGAGCAACCGACCUCAAGGCUGUCCGCCGACGUUCAAGACGGCAACGCCGACUUCGCGCACGCAGCUGAAACUGCAGCUGAUGCGCGAGCAGCUGCAGGAGCAAGAGCGACGAGAAACUGAGUUCCGGCAGAGCUUCCAACAACACAGACCCCAGGCUGCGCCACCCCGACCGGUGCCGUCUGCGCCUUUACCAACCAUUGGCGUUGACGUUCCUCCGCAGGUCCUUCAGGUGCGCACGCUGCUGGAGAACCCGACGCGCUACCACGUGGUGCAGAAGCAGAAGAACCAGGUGCGCCAGUACCUGCACGAGUCGUUUUGCGGCGCAUCGACGCAGGACCUCGAUCUCGCGGCGUCCUCGUCCUCGAUAGCGAGCAGCAGCGAAGGCCAGCCGCCGCUGGUCGACCCGGAACCGAUGACGGUGCAAAGCGCCCCGCCUGGCCCGAUGCCUCGUCAGCCGGCCGCCAAGCAGGAGCUGCCCCAUCUCGCCUCGUACCCCCGCCAAGCCACGCAGCAGCAGCAGCAGCAGCAGCAACAGCAGCAGCAGCAGAUCGCGCUACAAACGCGAGUGGAGCCGAGUCCCGAUGCCGGCGCCGGAGCCAUGUCGCCCAGUCUGAGCAGCGUCGCUACCAGCAAUUCCGAGGCGGAGGAUCUGCUGGACGACAUUCUGUCUUUCGAGACCGGUUCGCUGGGCGACGGUCUGAAGGAGGGUCAAUCGGGCAGUUUGUCCAGUCUGCCGGACUUGUCGAUAAAGAACGAGCCGCUCCUGCUCACGGAUGCCGAAAUUCACGCUCUCGCCAAGGACCGACAGAAAAAGGACAAUCACAACAUGAUCGAGCGGAGGCGACGUUUCAACAUCAACGACAGGAUCAAGGAGCUUGGCACCCUCCUACCCAAGACCAACGACCCGUAUUACGAGAUCGUAAGGGAUGUGAGGCCAAACAAAGGCACGAUUCUCAAGUCGUCGGUGGAGUACAUAAAGCUCCUGAAGAACGAGCUGACACGCAUGAAGCAGAGCGAACUCAGGCACAAACAGCUCGAGCAUCAAAACCGUCGGCUUCUAUUGCGCAUUCAAGAGUUGGAGUUGCAAGCUAAGGCCCACGGAUUGCCAAUCACGGACUUCAACUGGUCGUCGCCCACUGCCAGUCUACUCAAUUCGUUUUCCAAGAGUAGGCACGAACACAGAAAGCUGCCGGAUAUAGUGUCGGACGACGCGGGAGGAGGGCCCGGUUUGAGUAUGUCGCAACUGGAGGACCUGAUGGAGGACGAUGCAUCGGGACCAGUUCACGGUGGCGAUCCGAUGCUGUCGUCGCCACAUUUGCCACCGCUGAGUCCACCAGCGCCACAAUGCCAUCACCCGUUACCCGACGAAGACACGUUGGGUAGCCUGGCACCGACAACUUCAAAUUCAUCCUCGGACAUGGACAUUGUGGCGUAACCCAUCUGACCACUGGUUCUCCAAUUGCGUGCAGUCCUCGACUUUUUGACGAAAAAAGAACGUGUGCGCGCAGUGAACUGGUGGUGCCUGUACUUCGUUGUUACAAUGACCGUAACACAUUAUGAACGUUGUUUACUUUUACUAUCUUUCCUCACAACGACGACGACGACGACGACGACGACGACGACGACGACGACGACGAAAAAGGACAAAUUGUGCGUGCAAGAAAGAUACGCCACCGCAACGCUGGUCGUAGCUUUGUAAAAAAGAAAAAAAACUGAAAAUGAUUCCGUAUACGAUACGCGUGAGAGAAAGAGAGAGAGAGAAAGUAUUUUUUAGCAUGUAUUAUUAUUGUUGUUCUUGUUGAUCUUGCCUCGGCAAUCACCACAUAUUAUGGUGCGAAAUGCGCUCCGUUGAUUUUUGCGAGCGGCAAGCCUAACUAGUAAUUGUUUUCUUCCUUUUUUCAUUUUCCUUUCCUUUUGAAAAACCAUUAUUAUUCUUUGUUCUUUCUUCGCCCAUAGCAAAAGAAAGGCGAAGCCGUUGAAUUUCACCGUUUAUAUAUUUUUUUGACGAGAGAUGUGAAUUUUAUCGAGCGAUUAUUUACCGUUAAAAUAUUUCAUGAAAUAUGUAAUAUAUUAUACAUAUAUUUUUUCGAAUCCUUGUGUUAAAAGAACGUAUUAUUUUACUGUUGAAUUUCAACAAUAAAAUUUGAG
Messenger RNA from Phymastichus coffea, 2661 nucleotides. RefSeq names its product transcription factor EC (gene Mitf). The transcript is spliced from 8 exons. Gene Ontology annotation, molecular function: protein dimerization activity; RNA polymerase II cis-regulatory region sequence-specific DNA binding; DNA-binding transcription factor activity, RNA polymerase II-specific. Gene Ontology annotation, biological process: regulation of transcription by RNA polymerase II. Lineage: Eukaryota; Metazoa; Arthropoda; Insecta; Hymenoptera; Eulophidae. Gene Ontology annotation, cellular component: nucleus. The record is from RefSeq and is a predicted model, not a curated record. The coding region runs from base 77 to 1948 and encodes 623 amino acids.